UUUUCUCAAUAAUAUACCCCAAUCAUUCUUUGGUUAACGAUUCAAGUCAAGCAUCGUUCAUUCAUUCGCUUUUUGCCCCUACAAACCAGUAACCAUCAUCUUCCAGAGGCUUCUGCUACUACUCCGAUGGCGUCCGAUCUUGCGGCUAAGGCGAAGGAGGCAUUCAUCGACGACCAUUUCGAACUAGCCGUUGAACUCUAUUCUCAAGCCAUCCUCAUCGAUCCUAAGAACUCCGAGCUUUUCUCCGAUCGUUCUCAGGCUAAUAUCAAACUCAAAAACUUCACCGAAGCUGUUGCUGAUGCAAACAAAGCAAUUGAACUGGAUUCCUCAAAUUCUAAGGCAUAUUUACGCAAAGGGACAUCAUGUUUCAGUCUUGAAGAAUAUCAGACUGCAAAAUCAGCCUUUGAAGCUGGCUCUACAUUUGCCCCAGAAGAUACAAGAUUCACAGAUUGGAUUAAAAAGUGUGACAAGUGCAUUGCAGAGGAAAAUGGUGAGCUAACAACACAGUCAUCAGAUGUAACCUCUGUGACUUCUAAUUCUCAUCAACCAGAAAAAACCGAUGCAAAUACAAAAGAUGCUGAGGAAGAAAAGAAUAUAUCUAGCCAGGUCAUCACAACAACACCACCAAAACCCAAAUACAGGCAUGAAUUUUAUCAGAAGCCAGAGGAGGUUGUUGUGACCAUAUUUGCCAAGGGAAUUGCAGCUAACCGUGUGUAUAUCAAUUAUGGAGAGCAAAUAAUAAGUGUAACUAUUGAUGUCCCUGGCGAAGAUGCUUACAUUUUCCAGCCUCGCUUGUUUGGGAAGAUAGUCCCUGCAAGGUGUAGAUAUGAAGUUCUGUCAACCAAAGUUGAAAUCCGGCUUGCAAAAGUUGAACCUAUUCAGUGGACAUCUCUUGAAUAUGGUAAUAACAAUGUGGUUGCACAAAGGAGCAAUGUCUCUUCAGGUAAUCAAAGACCUACAUAUCCUUCCUCCAAACCAACCAAAGACUGGGAUAAGCUUGAAGCCCAAGUGAAAAAGGAGGAAAAAGAUGAAAAACUGGAUGGGGAUGCAGCUCUUAAUAAGUUUUUCCGUGAUAUUUACAAAGAUGCAGAUGAUGAUACAAGAAGGGCCAUGAGAAAAUCUUUUGUUGAGUCGAAUGGGACAGUGUUGUCAACAAACUGGAAAGAGGUGGGAUCAAAGAUGGUGGAAGGAACCCCUCCAGACGGCAUGGAAUUGAAAAAAUGGGAGCAUUGAUUUGAUUUGAUUUGGUUUGGUUUCAAGUUGUCUGUCUAUAUAUAGAUUAUAGAGCAAGUCUUUUUGGCCUUGUCUUUGAUUUUUGAGCUAUUUUUUUUUUUUUACUCUCUCGUCAUGUACCAUGAUAUGCUAUCUAUAUUUGCUCUCUCACCUUCCAACUCUGCUUUCACUCCAUACUCCAUAUACUUUACUUGCUUGAUUGUUUUGCUUGUUUGGUUUUCUUAUUUUUCAUGAAUUCUAGUGGUCCCUAUCA
Messenger RNA from Lactuca sativa (garden lettuce), 1486 nucleotides. Its product is annotated as protein SGT1 homolog B. Lineage: Eukaryota; Viridiplantae; Streptophyta; Magnoliopsida; Asterales; Asteraceae. Gene Ontology annotation, molecular function: protein-folding chaperone binding. The record is from RefSeq and is a predicted model, not a curated record.